AUGUCUUUAAAAGGCUAUUUUCUUGUGAACUAUAUUUUACAACGAUCUUUAGGAGUACAUGGCAAUCAGUAUCCAACAAUUCCAUAUCUUAAGGUAGAUGUGAAUACAAUUGAUACACCGAACAAGGCUCUUAGAAGAGAAAUAUUGCUUGGAACUAUUUCUUCAUGGCCUUUUUAUCUUGUUUCUGUACCAAAAAACAGACAGAAUAUACCAUCUUUUGCGCAUCUUUUUGAAAAUGAAAUAUUUUUUGAAAAUAUAGAAAAUGAGAACCAAUAUUCAAGAGAUAUAGUCUCAGAAGAGGCUAGGAAUGAAUCAGAUAUUCAUUUAUGGUCUCUUUCCCUCGACCGUCCAGUCCAAUUGAAGUUUAAAAUUACAUUUGGUCCUCUUUCCAUUAGUGAUAUGCCUAUUGUCUCACUAACUACCAUCUGGGAUGUUAAAAAGCAAACACUAGUACAAGUUCUCCUAAGAAAGCAUUUAUGGAUUUCAGAAGAGGUAGAGUCGAUGGGCGGUGGAUGGAUAGAAGUAAGACAAGUACGUUUUGGGGAUUUUUAUGAAGUUACAGAUAUGAAGUCAAUGGCUGUUCCAGCAGGAGAAGAAAGCAUUUACAAUAAUGCAUGUUUUUCAUACUUAAAAUAUGGAUUAAUACCUGUUUUGACCAAUACACGGCUUAUUUUUUUUCCAUAUUAUAUGAAUAAUUGGAAUAAUCAGAUAUUAUCAGAGGACAGGAUGUGGCCUUUACCAUCAUCAUUCGAACUUGAAAUAUGGUCAAACAAUUCUGCUCAAGAACCGUCACCUAUUGUUUUUGAAUUAGAUCUCUAUAUUGAGAAAUUAUUAGAAAAUACUAAUCAAGGGACUUCUGGAGUAUAUCUUAACUAUUUUGAUACGGAAUUUAUAACAUCCUAUAAAAGAAAAAUAGACAAUUCCCCCACAUUAGGUUUUGAAGGAGUUACUAUUAUGGCAGGAGGACUUGGGAAAACAGUUCUAAUCAUAGUGCAGCUUCAAAUCAUACCAUGGGAAAGAAGCGUUAUUCCUUUUCAUACAAAAAUAUGGACAUUGAAAAAUCCUGUACACAGACCUAUUAAAGUUAUUCAAGCAGGUUUUUCAUUCAUUCUAGGAAAGAAGCAUCAAAAACAUGAUUGUUGUCAAUAUUGUAUUAAUAAUCAAUAUAAGUUAAUGAGUUCCUAUCAAAAUGAUGGUUUAAACUAUUCAAGUCUCGAUGAACUUUAUUGUGAAGAACUAGGUAUUUGUCUUAUAAAUAAAGAAUGGCGUUAA
Pneumocystis jirovecii RU7 is the source of this 1272-nucleotide messenger RNA. RefSeq lists its product as uncharacterized. The record is from RefSeq and is a predicted model, not a curated record. The transcript is spliced from 2 exons. NCBI's taxonomy places the organism in Eukaryota, Fungi, Ascomycota, Pneumocystomycetes, Pneumocystales, Pneumocystaceae. Bases 1 to 1272 code for a protein of 423 amino acids.